Haliotis rubra (blacklip abalone) is the source of this 4800-nucleotide messenger RNA. Its product is annotated as caspase-8-like. Gene Ontology annotation, molecular function: cysteine-type endopeptidase activity. The transcript has 4 exons. Bases 664 to 2241 code for a protein of 525 amino acids. Gene Ontology annotation, biological process: regulation of apoptotic process; proteolysis. NCBI's taxonomy places the organism in Eukaryota, Metazoa, Mollusca, Gastropoda, Lepetellida, Haliotidae. The record is from RefSeq and is a predicted model, not a curated record.
AAAAUAUAUCAGUAUUUUAGUCUUUACCAUUCCCGAUAAUGAUUACACCACAGUAAAUUAACGUCCAAAAGAAACGUGGCAACGAUUUGAAAUUCGGGAGCGAAGAAAACAACAAAAGAAAACAUAAAACAACAUGUAAACAUCAAUAUGUGCUAAACUCUUGCGCAAACAGUCCUAACAAUACAAUGAACAAUGAAUUAAAUAUGGCUGGUAAUGUCCAUCUGAGGUACACAAAACACCUUUUCAAUGCAUGUCCAAAUGGUCAGCUUAGAACAACAUGACCAUAGGUGGUGUUAUGUGUCACCCUAGUAGCGUGUGUGACCUGCAUUGGCUUGAAUGCAGGCAAACACUCUCAAACGCACUGAAUUCGCCAGGCGCCUGAUAACGUCACGUGGGAUAUGUCGCCAUUCUUCAUGGAGGGCUGCAAUGAGUUCAACUAGGGUGUUGUGAGGUUGUUGUAGCCGACGACUUUGGCUGUCCAUUUAUAUGUCCAAAGGGUGCUAUAUGGGAUUAAGAUCUGGAGAGAGAGCUGGCCAGGGUAACACUUGAACGUUGUUGACACCUUGAUCUGCCUGUUGCUGGCUUGUCUGUUGUCAGACCUCUUGUUCUGAAUCGCUGGACGAAGUAAAGUACAGUUGUCUACACCAUUACGGGUGCAGUUCAAUGCCAUUGCAACAUGAGUCUAUGCUGUCCCCGACCCGUGCAGAUCCAGGGAACAAAUCAAAGGUCAGUCAUAUCCAUAGAGAGGCUCUCAGGAACUGCUACACUCUGCUGACAAGUGACCUUGAACUUUUCAAAUCCAGCAUCAUUGAUGACCUUCUUUCAUCUGAUGUGAUGUCUGUGUCAGACAAGGAUAGUAUCAGAGGUAAAGACACGAGGAGAGGUCAGAACGAGGAGUUCUUCGGCUACAUCGUUGGACGUCUGUCUUUUGAGGACUUCCACCGUAUCCUGCUUCCAGCCCUGAGGAAGGAUCAUCCUCAUGUGGCAGAGGCGCUGGUCUCAGAGCUGGACAGGCUGGAGGAGGAGCAUGAGGAUAAACAGUGUGUGUCCUGCAGAGCCAGGAAAUAUGUACAGCUCAAAAGGAUAGCAACGCCUUUGCUACAGCAGGGGAUCAUUGAAGUGCCUCUUUUUGCUGACCUGAAAAGCCCCGGAAUGUCAAACAACACAAAAUGGACAGAGCUACGAAUGACCGUAUCAGACACAGACAUUAUUGCCGCCAUGGAGAGAAAGUAUCCUGAUCUUUACAGGGAGUUCAUAACACGGGAGUGUGACUCCCUUAAAUGUACUUGCCCUUCUAAGGUUUUUCCGGUUUCUGCAGAAAAUAUACAUUUGAAAAGAUCUGACACAGCAUCAGCAAGUUUUGAUGACUUUGAAAGCUGUUUGACUGACAUGGAUGAUUUGGAGGAGUUUGAAAAUGUCAAUGUAGACUUGCCCUUGCAGAUGAGCGAUGAGGAAAACGAAUACAAGAUGACUGCAGUGCCAAGAGGAAUUUGUCUGACCAUACAAAACCAAACGUUUGAAAAGUUCUGCAAUCGAAGUGGGACGGAUAUUGAUGCAGCAGAAAUAAGAUCAGUUUUCACUAAACUUCAAUUUACUGUGGAUGUCAGAAAAGAUCUUUCCGCAAACGAAAUGAUCGACGUAUUACACCAAUAUGCCAGAAAAGACCACAGUGAAUUUGAUGCAUUUGUCUGUUUUAUUCUUACGCAUGGCACAUCAGAUGAUCAUCUUAUAGGAUGUGAUGGUGGAUCUGUAAGCCUGGACAGUUUGAUAGCACCCUUUGCAUCAUCAAAAUGUCCAACCUUAGCAGGAAAACCCAAACUGUUUUUCAUUAACGCUUCCAGAGGUACGGAUAUCAUGUAUGGCCAUCCACAGGAAAAUUAUUAUCUCGAAGAAGAAGAGGACCUGCUACUCAAAGAAGAAAUAACUUCUGUUCCCAAUCAUGCUGACAUCCUCAUUGGACAUUCCACCGUACAGGGCUAUGCUAGUUUCAGAAGCAAUUUCCACGGCAGUAAAUUCAUACAAACUCUUACCCGCAUUCUUAAUACUUAUGGAGACGAUCAAGAUCUUUUGAGCUGUCUAGCAAUGGUAAACAGAUCAGUAUCCAACAUGAGAAUGGUAACCUCUGCUAAGCAUUUUGGGGGUGCCAAACAGGUUCCGGCCCCUAUGUUCACCCUUACAAAGAAGGUUCACCUGACCAGUGAUCCUCUGUGGCCCUACCCAUCUGAAGAGGCUAAGCCCUAGAUGCUGGACAUUGAGAGGUUAACAUGAUAUUUUUACACGUACGUGUUACAAACAGAUUUAUGAACAUUCUGAGAACUGGGAGGUAGAUAUUGAUGUUUCUUCUUCGGUUUCGUGCUUUUAAUAAAAGUAAUUUCUUGCUGGCUGGUAGAAAUGUCAAAACCGUGUAAACUAGUUUUUAUUCAAUUAUAUGCUGUAUUUAGUAUUUGUAGUCAUACAGGUGUAUCUUUGGGAUCACAAGCAGUGAAGAAACACAUUUCCGUACUGUUCUCUUUUUGUCUGAGUGUGUGUGUGUCUGUCUGUCUGAGUGCGUGCAUGUAUAUCUGUCGGUUAAGGUGCUAUAAUGAUCAUUGCUGCAGCUAAAUAUGGUGAAUGCUACAAAAGUAUGGUAAUCUUCCUUUAAACAUAUGUGUUAGUCUUUAAGCCUUGAAUAACUUCCUAACCAGAUUCGACUUGUUGAUUAGAAAGUUUUCUUUAUACGUAACUUCUAGCUUGUUCAGGACAACAAGGCCAAGGUAAACACGCUGAUGUCGGGCAUGGCCGAGAUGAAGUGUCACUUUGAAAACAAGCUCCUUGAACAAGAACUGUACCAUCGUAAGUGCAACCUACUUGUUUAUGGUAUCCCAGACACGCGAGACCCUCUAGAGGACUGCAUUGAAUUGUUCGAAGAUCUCGGUAUAAACAGUCCUGGGUGCAUUGACCUGGUUAAUAUCCACAGACUACCUCGUCAUAGUACUAACCCGACAACUGUUAAUAUGCCCAAACCGAUUGUUGUAAAGCUUGUCAGGAUGCCUGACAGGCAGGACAUAUUAAAUGCUACAUUCACCAAGGGAAAACUAUCGAGAGAAAGAAAGGUCUCAAUUCGUACUGACCUCCCCGUGCCAGAGGAAAAUACAGAGGAAAACUAGAGGAAAGCUUAUGAGCUCCGUCAAACUUGCAAUCUACAGACAAGGAUUCUUGAGAGGGGGAUUGAUAUCACCCUGCAAUACCGACUAAGUAGACAAUUUGCCUGGAAAAAUGUCGGACUGGAUGAUGAUCUGUGAAUACCUUGAAUGACAAUGUCUAAAGCAAAUAGUAUCCGCACAUUCAAUGUUUAUGAUUCUACCUGGUCCGUUAUUUAACAAAAUCACGAAAUGUUUUCUUCUUUUUUGUUGUGAAACUUGUUUAUGAACUAUUAUUCCUCUUUUCAGUAACCAAGAUAUCCAAACUGAACGGAAAUAUCAUAUAUGUGGACUCUACACCCACGUGUCAAUAUUUACAAACCGUGCUAUUUUUAGAACUGUCAUUAAUUGUCUCCCAUUUGUUUCACAUGCCAGUUGUUACACAGCCAGGUUGGGGGUUACUCAAGAAAUGUUUGUUUGAUUAAAGAUGGUUUUUUUAAUAUUUACAGUCAGUUGUUUUUAUCUUGAGAUGAUUUCUUCUUCUCAAGGCGGGACUAACUAUUUAAUAGAGUUAACUCAAUUAUAUUGAGAAAAUACAUCAUUUACUGUACAUGGCUAGGGUGAACCUCGCAGAUUAAUCAUGGCUGGUAUACAAGAGUAGAGUAUGUCACAUCGCAGGGAAACAGACCACAAGUUCUUUUUGAAGGAUUCCUCUACAACAAAUGUCUGGAACGAGUAUGGACUAUCCCAUUCUUCCCUAAUAGGUAAUAGGUGUGUGCAGUGGUCUGUGACCUUAUGUGUAUUGGGGUGUGAAACAACUGACAUGUGUAAGAAAGGGAGGAUACCGUAUCCACGUGACCGUGUCAAUUUCUGCGUCACUUGCGAACUUCAAAAAAAAAAUAAUCACAGGUAAAAAGUCAUUUUAUCAUGAUUUGUUUAAAACACUUUAAAAGUUGGGAUUAUAUGGUUUAUACUUUCAGCUUUGAGUAGAAAGUUUGUCACAGACAGACGCUUUAAGUUUGUAUUUUUGUCUAUGAUGAAAGUGUUAUGUUUGUUCAGUUUUCGUUCAGCAGGUGUCACAUGUUUUUUUUACUGUGACUAAGAUGAGCAGGGUGCCGUUGUACAAAGCAAUCUUAGCGCUAAGGUGACCGGAACUCCCAUACCUUAACAUAGACUUAAGGUAGUCUUAGCGCUAAGGUUCUUUUGUACAACGGCACCCAGUUUGACUACUUCGAUAUCGCCAUUACCCUAGAUGGUUAAUGGGCGGAUAAACUAUAAGUUGGGUAGAUUUAAUUUCUAUCAAAUUAUACAUAUGUAUAUAUUUUUCUUGUCUCUAUUUGAUGUUUCACUUCCACUUCAGUAUUAUUUGUAGGAAGUCACAUUAAAAGGUACGGGUACAUCAUUUUUGUCAAAUUACCACAUGUUGUUGGUCUGCUAUUCAUUAUUCCUAUUAUUUGUAUACAUUGAUGCCUCAUCCUCCUGUCUAUCCUAUGGCUGCAAAGAUGAAGAUAUGUGGAAAUUAUUAAAUCCACAAUAAAAUCUACACUUUAUCAAUACAAAAUCAAUGAUGAAAAUAAGGGCAAUGACUUAACAUAUUCUAUUGAUGAUCAAUUACUUUGGGAAACUCUACUAUUAAUAAUUAGAGGAAAUACAAUUUAUUAUGCUUCAACCCAAACGAAAA